ACCCUAACCUGUUUGGUUUGUUCUAGAAUGCUUUUGUAAUGUAGAGAUCAUUUUAAUAACAUUAAUAGUACAAGAGCUCGGAUUUUCAGUGAUUGACGUUUGUACAAACUAUUCUAAACCCUUACAGAGUAUUAUGUCUUUAGACAGGAUAGCCAGAUCUACACUUUCCACACAGUGACAACAUAAGAGUAGUUGCCAACUUUCUUGUUUUAUUUUAACAGUAUAAAAUAUCCCGUAAAACUAAAGUGAUUGAAAGAAAGACACACUUCCAGUGCUGUCAAAUAUUUCAGAUUCCCUUUGAUGUGUUAAACAACCAGUCAAAUAAUUGAAAGAAAGACACACUUCCAGUGCUGUCAAACAUUUCAGAUUCCCUUUGAUGUGUUAAACAACCAGUCAAAAGACAUUCCAUAUUCAAACUAGAGCUUACAAAAUACUUAUUCUCAAUUUGUACAGUAAUACCUCUUACAAAAUGUGAUAGAAUGCUUUCUGAGUGCAGGCAUCUGCGUCACAUGUUGAUGUUAAUACUGUAGGAAAGGAAAGUAAAAGGUUACAGCUAAGAAUUUGACAAAGUCACUGAACUGUUUAUUCCUAAGUAAAUGGAAAAGAAAAUAAACUGGAAAGAUCAGACAUCUGGACACAAACCUUGGCUCAAACUCAAGAGCAGCAGGAAGUUACACUUCUCACAAAAUAUUAAUAAAACAAGCCAAGAGCACAUGCUAGACCUGGAAAACAUUAAAUACAGACAGAAAAGCACAGCCUAGCAGCCAGAGUUACAAGUAUUUUAUAUACAAGUUUUAAUUAAAGAGGAGAUCUGGAACUCGUCAGCUUUCCUUAUCUUCACUCCCCAGUCUGGGAAGAAUCUGGAGCUCUGACGCAAGUUACCUUAGAUUCUACAAAAGGCACAGGAUUCCUGUGCUGCGAUUGCAACAGUCUCCAUUCCAAAGAUGUGUUGGACUCUGUGGAUUGUACUGGGCUUGUUCCCCCUUGUCGAUGGACACCCCAAACUCAAAACUCACCAGAACUCAUUGGAGGCUGCAGACACAGCUCUUAACCACCAGAACGGGUCCUUGAACAGUGUCCUUCAUUUGGAUGAUGGGGAGAAAGCAGCUCUGGAGCCAAAUCUGGUCGAUCCAGCUUUUCCAAUGAAGGAACUGAAUACAUCCUAUUAUCCUGCUGCCCGGGCAGCAAAGGUGGCACAGCACUAUCUGAAUUACCACCAUGGAAGCCCUUCUAAAUGGUUCAUGGUCCAUGCCAUUAAACAAGCCAGCUCAGAGGACAUUUCUGAAGUCGGAACCAAGUACCACAUACAAUUUUCUGUGCAAGAGCAAGCCACAAAAGAAAUUGUAGAAAACUGUUCUGCAGAAAUACUUUUCCGACAAACUGAAGUGCAAAGCGCUCCAGAGGUUAACUGCACAUGUAAUGAUCUAUUGAAGAUAAAGACAUCAGAUGCUGACCACGCUUUAUACCAUCACAUAAAACACCAGCCUGAUCCGAUGACCGGCACAGACAUACCAGACAGUCAAGGAAAUAUCCCUAAAGAAAUGAAGCCCCUCUGGUAUCUUGGGGGAAUUGGAGCCAGCUUUAUAAUGUGGCAACAGUCCAAUGAAUCAACGCUUUACAAUAUGGCACAUGUACACAGUGUAAAACAGUUGAACUCUGAGAAUGACCUGCUUGCCUUUGACUAUGUAGUCCUGCUUCAUGAGGUGGUAUCGCAGGAAAUGAUUCACUGGCACAUGCAGGUUGCUUGGAAUCCUACACAGGGAGUGACAGUUACACAGUGCCACUUACUGCCCAAAGGUACAAUGAAGCAACCAUUGGCAGAAAAACACAAGAUCUAGUUCAGCCAGCAGUUCAAUCCUCCACCUGCUUACAGCAAGAAGCAACAUCAGCUGAUAUAGUCAUAUAACCAUGCGUGAAGAAGUUUCACUUGUCACAUUUUCUUUCUAGUUAAUUAUACAAUGCUCUUCUGCUAUCCUUAGAUUUAGUCUAAUGUGUGAAAGCAAAGGGAACAGUGAAUAAAACAGAAGCUGUACUAGAAUUAAAGUUUUGUUAAAACACA
Molecule: messenger RNA, 2059 nt
Organism: Polyodon spathula (Mississippi paddlefish)
Lineage: Eukaryota; Metazoa; Chordata; Actinopteri; Acipenseriformes; Polyodontidae
Product: latexin-like
Exons: 7
Coding region: 945-1838 (297 amino acids)
Molecular function (GO): metalloendopeptidase inhibitor activity
Source: RefSeq, a predicted model, not a curated record